GUCCACGCACCAGUGGGAGGUUUGUUCAUUACGUUGUCAAGUUUUAAUUCGUUCGGUAAAUGAUCUGUGAAAAAACCGAAGCGUUCAUCGUUGGAUCGAUAAUGGAACAAAACUGGCAAUUGUUCCUGUCCUUCCUUUGUUUUAACUUUGCAUAUUUCUUAUCUAAUUUUUCACUCGUCUGUUAUCUCCUGUGUGCAGCUGGACUCACCCUUUUGAUUUCAACGUUUUUCAACACUCUUUCGAUAACGAGCAAUGGCCGUGGUGUUCUCGUCACCGGAUGUGAUACGGGAUUCGGACACGAACUGGCAAAGAAGCUGCACUCAGAUGGGUUCACUGUUUUUGCCGGUUGUCUCGAUGGAAGGAGCAAUGGAGCCAUCAGACUGAAGAGAUUGGGUGAUGAGUCGGGACGACUGCACGUAAUCGCAAUUGAUGUCACUAGUCAGGAAGACGUAGACAAAACUCUUCGAUAUGUCGAGGCUAAUCUUCCCGAAAAAGGACUUUGGGGUCUCGUUAACAAUGCCGGCCAGUCUAGCACUCCUGGAUUUCUGGAGUGGACACCAAUGAAAAUUUACGAAACGGUGAUGGCGGUUAAUGUGUUUGGGGUCAUUCGCGUGACAAAUGCUUUCUUGCCGCUCAUUCGCAAGAGCCAAGGAAGGAUCGUGAACGUCUCUUCGAUUUUGGCUCGUACUUUGUCUCCAUUCGCUGGCUCCUACACAAUCACGAAGAACGUGAUAGAUGCGUACACGACCAUCCUUCGUCUCGAGAUGAAUCGUUUCAAUGUCAAAGUGGUUGUCGUCGAACCGGGCAACUUCAUGACGGCUACCAACUUCAGUACUUGCAACGGUCAAGGCGGAUUUGCCUUUAAUGCUCGACGAUUGUGGGACCAGUUGGACGAGAAGAUUCAAAACGACUAUGGGAAAGAAUGUUUAGAGCGUCAAAUAUUCGUAGCGGAAAAGUUGGUUGAAAUGUCUGAAGGAGAACCGAGUUAUGUUGUGAACGCUAUGGCGAGUGGCAUUCGUCGCUUGUAUCCUAAAGACCGAUAUUUUGUCGCUUCGCUUUCUGAAAAAUUCAUGGCUUGGGGUAUGCAGUAUUUGCCUCUUUGCAUUAGCGAUCUUCUCGUCUCAGGAAUUGAAUCCCAUGCCAUUCCAAUCGCCAUUGUGCCAUACGUUAAGUACAUAGUAUUGGUUCCGUCAAUCGUAAUUUUACUUUUGUUGGCUGCCAUCCUUCGUACUAUCAGUGCUUAAAUUGCCUUCAAUGCACAAAACAUGACUAUUA
This is a messenger RNA of Daphnia carinata, 1275 nucleotides long. Its product is annotated as D-beta-hydroxybutyrate dehydrogenase, mitochondrial-like. Lineage: Eukaryota; Metazoa; Arthropoda; Branchiopoda; Diplostraca; Daphniidae. The transcript has 4 exons. The record is from RefSeq and is a predicted model, not a curated record. Bases 60 to 1244 code for a protein of 394 amino acids.